This is a messenger RNA of Trachemys scripta elegans, 4698 nucleotides long. It is a transcript of the gene COLEC10, whose product is annotated as collectin subfamily member 10. NCBI's taxonomy places the organism in Eukaryota, Metazoa, Chordata, Testudines, Emydidae. The coding region runs from base 161 to 991 and encodes 276 amino acids. The record is from RefSeq and is a predicted model, not a curated record. The transcript has 6 exons.
CACAUCAGUGACCUCCUUUUCCCCACUUUAUUUAGUUUUUUUUUCAAGUGUAAGCUUCCAAGUCUUUGCUCUGCCUCAUUUAGUGAAACAUUUAUUUUAGAAUCAACUUGUAUUUUUCAAAACUGAAACAACGAAAGGCAUUUCCUGAGGAACUGCAAGGAUGAGCAGCAUGAAAGGACAACAGUGGAGGACAUGUGGAACUUUAGUAGUGCUCUUUAUUUUUCAAGUUCAGAUUUUUGGUUUCGAUGUUGACAAUCAACCUGCAACAGAUGUUUGCUCGACACACACCAUUUUACCUGGACCAAAAGGGGAUGACGGUGAAAAAGGAGAUCAAGGGGAGGUCGGAAAACAUGGAAAAGUAGGCCCCAAAGGACCAAAAGGAAACAAAGGAGCUGUGGGGGAUAGUGGGGAUCAGGGAAUGAUUGGAAAAAUUGGCCCAAUCGGUGGAAAAGGUGAAAGAGGAAUCAAAGGUUUAUCUGGGGUGUCUGGAGGGAAGGGAAAAGCAGGCACGGUCUGUGACUGUGGGAGAUACCGCAAAGUUGUUGGACAACUGGAUAUUAAUGUUGCUCGACUCAAGACAUCCAUGAAAUUUGUCAAAAAUGUAAUAGCAGGAAUCAGGGAAACAGAUGAGAAAUUCUAUUACAUUGUCCAAGAAGAAAAGAGCUACAAGGAGGCCGUGACCCACUGCAGGAUCAGAGGGGGGAUGCUGGCAAUGCCGAAGGAUGAGGCAGCCAAUGCACUGAUUGCUGACUACGUCUCCAAGAGCGGUCUCUUCCGUGUGUUCAUUGGGGUGAACGAUAUGGAAAAGGAAGGGCAGUUCAUGUAUGCAGACAACACCCCAUUGCAAAAUUACAGCAACUGGAAGGAAGGGGAGCCGAAGAACACGUCUGUGCAUGAGGACUGUGUGGAAAUGCUCAGCACGGGAGAGUGGAAUGAUUCAGAGUGCCAUCUGGCUAUCUACUUUGUCUGUGAAUUCAAGAAGAGAAAAUAAAAUGCCAGAGUGCUUGCCAGGCAGCUUCUGGACCUGCAAUAAUUCCUCCUGAUUUAUCCAUUAGAGGUGAUGCGCUGGGCAGGGCUAGGAGGGAUAGGACCUGAUGCUGCACUCACAUACAUGGUGUAAAGCAGGAGUAACUAUGUUUAAGCCAGUGGAGUUACACUGGUGUACGUGGAGUCAGAAUCAGGCCUGCAGAGAGCUCCUAGCUUCCCAACUCAUGGGGAAAAUCAGUGAUUGUUAUUUGGGGUUUAAAGUUCUUGGGCUAAAUUUAGAACCAGCAUGAAUGAGUCUGCCUCCAUUGAUGGAGUGACAGUAUGUGAAUAAUGGGGAAAGUAACUGGUGGAACAGCUUAUUGAAAUGUUGCACAAACUCCACUGAGGGAGAGUAUGGCUUUUAGCCGCACCAGCACUGCACUGGGGGUGGCGCACAACCACACUGCUCCACAGGCAGCACCAGAUGGUAGACUGCACCAGGGAGGCACAAAAUUUUCUGCAGCGCCCUGGUUGUGUUAGGGAGUGGAGGAGUAGUGUGCAAUGUCCCUUUAAGAGCUGCGAAAAACCUCCUCUACUGCCCCCAUGGUAGCUGGAUGGAUAUGCUGGCUGGUAUGGAGCAUCGUUCCACCUCUCCCCAGCCUCCCCACUGCUCCCCACCUCUCCCUGGCCAGUUGCUCUGAGGUAGGGGUUACUGAGUCUGGGGCUCCAGGGGGUUCUGGACCACUGCACUGUUCAGCCUAUUUCUUUCUCCAGUGAUUGGCUGGCUGUGGGUUUUGUUGGUUUGAUUUUUGGAUUGGGUUUUUUUUCCUCAGCCACUUGGGGGAUGAGAGGUGAGCACCAAAAACAUUUUCUGCCCUGGUCAGCUUACUGGCUAGGGCUGCUUCUGCUUGCAUGAGCAAGUGGUCAGCAAUGAAAGCAAAGAUCCCAGCUAUUUAUUAUUCUACUUUGGCAUUUACCUAAGAGGCCAGAUUUUGAUACCCUUGCUGGUGCUUCCUCCCUGAGUACUCCUGGCGAAAUCAUUGGGGCUACUCCAAGACCCUCCGUAGGAAAUACUCCAAGAUCAUUUGGAUAUCAGGCUUGAUUUUAACCCCGAUUUUAAGGGUGUGUAGGAUAUAACAUUUUAAAAAGUGAUUUAGGUGCUUAGGAGUCUAAGGCUAUGUCUACACUACCACGGUAAGUCGACCUACGCUACGCAAUGUACCUUAGGUCGAGUUACUGCGGGGUCUACACCACGAGGGGUCAACGGGAGAAACUCUCCCGUCAACUUACCUUACUCUUCUCAUCGGGGGUAGAGUACAGGGAUCGACUGGAGAGUGAUCUGCUGUUGAUUUGGUGAGUCUUCACUAGACCUGUUAAAUCAACUGCCAGUGGAUCGAUCUCAGAGCGUCGAUCCUGGCUAUAGUGUAGACUUGCCCUUAGGACAUGUCUACACAUAAACCACUACAGUGGCACCAUUGCACUGCUGUAACACUUCAAUGAAGACAGUACCUACGCUGCUGAGAAGGCUUCUCCCACUGGCAUAGGCAAUCCACCUCUCCAAGAGACGGUAGCUAUGUCAACGGGAGAAUUCUCCUGUCGACCUAGUGCUGGUCUACCCUGGGGAUUAGGUCAAUUUAACUACGUCUCUCAGGAGUGUGGAUUUUUCACACCCUGAGAGACAUAGCUAUACCCAAGUAAAUUCCUAGUGUAGACCAGGCCUCAGUGUCAUUGAAAGUCAAUGGGACUUAGGAGCCUAGGUCACUUUAGAAAAUGGGACUUAGCCAUCUAAGUCAUUUAGGCCUUUCAACACGGAGCAGAGCAACAUCUAAAUAGCUUUAAAAAUCUGGGCCUUUGACUUAAGGCCAAACCCUGAGUUAUGGGUGGGGCAUAUGAAGUGGAGUAAAGAGAGAGAAAAAGAAAUGGUUUCUUGCAGGGUCAAAGCAUGAUGCAUGGGAGGCCUGACUUGGUUUACACCUAUUCUAUGUGAGUUCCUCAUUCAAAUACAUGGUCAAAUCAAAACAAUGGUAAGAAAUCUGAACAACUUCUCUUUGACUAGUGAUGAGUUAAAGUAAUCCAGGAGCAUGCUCAGAGCUUGGGGAGAAAAGCAUUAAGACAGCCUUCAGUUGCAUGGCCAAGGACACAAAAAAGAGAAGUGAGCCAAGAACUAAUUUGUGGGUAUCUUCUAUCCUCGAAGAGUGGAAUGUCAUUUGCCAGUAUUGGCUGAUUACACUGAAAUCAUUGUCAAAUACACCUCUUUCCUCCUGUUCCAAGGCAGUAGUAUUUGUGUAAUCUUUUCCUUUAUAGAAAAAAAAAGAGUUAAAUGUAAAAAUAGCCUACCUGUGCAUUCGUACAACAUUAUGGUUAAGAUUUGGUUACUAACUUUUAUUAAAGAUAACAAAAAUUUAGGGCAAUACAAUUAUUUUAUUAAUGUAUUAAAAGAAAGGUUGACAAGACAAAAAGUAGGUGAAAACAAUGGAGUUGAGACUCUGAGUAGUUUAGUUACAGUACAGUGGGAACACCUAAAAUGUUCAUUCUGGUCCUAGAGAUAUUCACAAUUUCACAGGUAUUCCCUAAUUUUGGGAAAUAGAUAUUUAGGACAACCACUAGAACUGGAAAUGUAUCUAGAACCAGAGUGAACUGUAAGUGCACCUACCGUAGAUUUUUACAUACACUGUCUAUAAUGUAUAUAUAGUAAAACUUAUACCCAUGAUCUUUUUAUUAAAAUCAUUUUAGCCUGUUUGGCCCAUCUUUCCUCAAACAGUUCAGCCAUUAAUCUCAUACAGGCAAUAAAUUGUUCCAUUUCCUUUAAUUCUUUUAUUCUGUUCAACCAUAUGUUGACAGUUGGUAUUUGAUUUUGCAGCCAUAGUGAUGAAAUACAUUUCUUGGCUACAGUCAAAAGAUUUCUAAACAGGUACCUGUAUUUGUUUAAUUUCAAAUAAGAUCUUAAAGGUACACAAGUCAGAAAUCAGCCUUUAUAACAACCACAUGACAUGUACUAAGACAACUAACAACACUAUAUUCAGUAAUAAAAAUAGCCCCUAUGCACUGAGGGAAGUGGACAAGUUACAUUUGCUCUGGAAAGCACUGGUCUGGAUUUUCUGGCUUUAAUGUGCUUACAUUUUGCAUUUAAUUCAUAUUUAGUGUGAUCAAGAAUGUUGUGAAAGAAGGAAUGAGCAGGUUCAAAUGAGAAGCAUAAUAUUUGUUGCUUUCUGUUUGCACAGGAAGUGAGAACAACAUCUUGUAAAGGUAUUUUUGAACUCUUCCUGUUUAAUCACUACGUACUGUGUGCCUGACUCUGCAGUCAUCCCAACUCACCCUCUGAGUUUCUCCGUGCUGAUAUUUCAACAUACUGAAACAACAUUUCACUCUAAGUUUUAUUAGAAGGGUGGGGCUGAUAACGUGUAUGGUCCUGUCUUACAGACAACAGUGGCAAGGCAGGAGAAUAGUAAAGCAAACUGAAGAGAAACCACAAGGAGGAUUUGGUGGGGUGAGGGGAGCAUGCAUUUUCUUAGGUUCUGAUUCAGCAGAGCGCUUGUACAGUGCCCAACUAUAAGUGUGUGUUAAAGUCCCAUUGAAGUCAUGUGUGUAAGUGUUUUGCUGACCAGAUGGAUUUAAGCAUGUGCUUAAAACAGUCUAGUGCUAUUUAUUCUUUUGGUCUUAUUAUUUAAAGUGUAGAAUGAUCAAAUACUAUUUAAAGUAGACAACAAUUAAAUAAAUGUAUCCUUUAAGGUU